This is a messenger RNA of Triplophysa dalaica, 2352 nucleotides long. RefSeq names its product collagen, type XXVIII, alpha 1b (gene col28a1b). Gene Ontology annotation, molecular function: serine-type endopeptidase inhibitor activity. NCBI's taxonomy places the organism in Eukaryota, Metazoa, Chordata, Actinopteri, Cypriniformes, Nemacheilidae. The record is from RefSeq and is a predicted model, not a curated record.
AUGAAUGAGCACAUGGCCAAAGUGAUUUUUCUGUGCAUGUUACUUUGGCUGCUUCUACCUGCGGCCAGAUGCCAGACGGAAAGAACAUCUGGAAAAAAGCAAAACAACCUCACCAACAAAUAUGAAAAUGGUAAGGAAUUAACAUGUAGAUAUAUUCUGGACAGCUCAGAGAGCGCAAAGGUCUAUUUGUUUGAUCGUCAGAAAGAAUUAGUGAGAACCUUCAGCAAACGGGUUGCUCAGAUGCAGGUGUUUGACUGGCACCUCAAAACUCGUUUUGCGCUCGUCUACUACAGCAGUGCAGUGUACAUCGACCAACGCUUUUGAGACUUUCAGGACCUAGACAUGUUCCUGAGUCAAGAUCAAAGCAUGAGGGUGGCUCUGCUCAUGACCGACAGCAUCGAUCAUCCACGUAACCCUGACAUCAUGAUGGCAAGUGCCGAGGCAAAGAGACACAACAUCAAGACAUUAAACAUGAACAGUGCCAAACACAGAGCUGUGGCGAGCAGUCCCACUUAACAGUAUCUCCACAGCCUCACUGACCCCCAGCUGGAGGAAAGACUCGUGCAACAGCUCUGUCCACAGCCAACAGUGUGUUUGUGUGAAAGAGGUGCUCGAGGUCCACCAGGAAGUCCUGGUAAAGAAGGAGAUCCUGGUGAAGAAGGCUCAAGGGGAAGAUCUGGCUUCAAAGGUGAUAAGGGGGAUCAAGGCAAUUGUGGACCACCAGGCCAAAAAGGACAUCAGGGCAUUGAUGGACCUCCAGGGCCACGGGGUCUCAGAGGAGACCAGGGUUUGAAUGGGCCUCCGGGGGACCAGGGACUCGAGGGUCAUCCAGGAUCUAAAGGUGAACGAGGACAGCUCGGCGCUUCUGCCAUUGGAAUUGGAUUUCCUGGUCCAAAGGGAGACAAGGGAAACCCAGGAAGACCAGGUCCGGUUGGUCCGAUUGCUGUGGGUCAGCCUGAGGGUUCUGCAGGUCAACCAGUACCACAGGGGAACCCAGAAGGUCCAGGUGAGGGACUUCCUGGACCAAAGGGUGACCGGGGCUUUGGCAGCCCUACUGUCGCUCGUGGGCUCCAAGGUUACGGGGUCAAAGGUGAAAAGGGGAGUGCAGGGCUUCCCGGGUUUCCUGGACAAAUAGGAUUACCUGGCAGAGGCAUUCAAGGAGAAAAACGAUUUUCGAAAGAUAUGUUUGGAGAGCAGGGCUUCUCUGGUGAGCCUGGAGCUCUUGGGGAAAGAGGAAUUGGACAACCAGGACCUAAACUUUGUUUUGGGCUGCAGGGCUCUGUUGGUCAGACUGGACCUGCUGGUCCACCCGGAUUACCAGGAGAGGGCAUACAAGGAUCAAAGGGUGAACUUGGAUAUCAGGGUGUACAGGGACCAAGAGGGGUUCCUGGAGAGGGUCUACAGGUGCCAAAGGGGGAUCGAGGGUUUCCAGGAGCACCAGGACGCAAUGGGGAGAGAGGAGGUUUGGGAGAACUUGGAGCUACAGGACAACCGGGAAAUCCCGGAGGAAAAGGAGAGCCGGGUCUCACGAGAGAGGAAAUAUUCACCUUAAUCAAAUCUAUUUGUGGUUGCGGUCAAGUUUGCUGCAUGGAACCCCUCGAGCUGGUCUUUGUGAUUGACAGUUUUGAGAGCGUGGGUGAGGUCAACUUUGACAUCAUUCAAGAUUUUGUGAGCGCGUUGGUCGACCGAGCGUCGGUCAGUCCUGAGGUCACCCACAUAGGCAUCAUCCUCUAUAGCCACAUCAACCGAGUGGUCACAAGUUUACAAGAACGCUCCACUCACGAUGAGGUCAAGGCCGCCGUUCAAAUGACGUACAUCGGAGAGGGAACGUACACGGGAAGCGGCAUCAGAAAGGCCACUGAGAUGUUUCGUGUUGCUCGCCCCGGCGUGAGGAAAGUAGCUGUGGUUAUUACCGAUGGACAGACGGAUCAUCGUGACACCGUGAAGAUAGAGGACGUUGUCGAAGAGGCUCAUUUGGCCAAUAUCACCAUGUAUGUUAUAGGGGUGUUGAAUGAAAGUGACCCGCUCCAUGAAGAUUUUGAAGAUCAUGAAGAGGAAAGGACCAUAAGCCGGGACUCGAACUCAGGACAGAACACCUACAGGAUCGAUCCCACGCCGGGCUCGACGUCACAGAGAACCACUAAUCCUCCGCUGCUCAUCCAAGAGGAUUUCAAUCCAGAUGAGGGAUGUCAGCUGCCUCUGGAACCCGAUCCGUGUCGGGACCAUGUUGUCAAAUGGUAUUAUGACUGGAAAGCCAAUUCAAGUGCUCAGUUCUGGUUCGGAGGUUGCCAUGGCAACAAAAACCAAUUCGAUAGUGCAGAGACCUGCAGAAAAGCCUGCGUGAAAAUAUAA